AUGACGGUCGGCGAUGCGGACUUCGCGAGCUUCUUCUGCAGCAAGCUCGAUCUCAUCGCGGCGCAAUUCCAAUGGACGCAGCUUGCCGUCGACAACACGUACCUCCUCUUCUCCGCCUACCUCGUCUUCGCGAUGCAAAUUGGUUUCGCAAUGCUGUGCGCUGGAACGGUGCGCGCGAAGAACACGAUGAACAUCAUGCUCACCAACGUGCUCGACGCGUGCGUCGGAGGCCUCUCCUUCUACAUCUUCGGCUUCGCCUUCGCGUUCGGCCAAGGAGGGACCAGUAACGCGUUCAUCGGAGCCAACUACUUCGCCAUGUCGGGCCUGCCGGUGUACACGUCGUUCGACGCGCCGGGCAUCAACUACAUCUACGACUACAGCUUCUGGAUGUUCCAGUGGGCCUUCGCCAUCGCGUGCGCGGGCAUCACGUCGGGGUCUAUCGCGGAGCGCACGCAAUUCACGGCGUACCUCGUGUACUCGACGUUCCUCACGGGCUUCGUCUACCCCGUCGUCGCGCAUUGGAUCUGGGCCACGAACGGGUGGCUGUCAGCGUUCAACACGAACAAUCUCUUCCUCGACGUGGGCGCCAUCGACUUCGCGGGCAGCGGCGUGGUGCACAUGGUGGGCGGCGUCGCGGGGAUGUGGGGCGCCCUCAUCGAGGGUCCGCGCCUCGGCCGCUUCGACAAGGGUGGCCGCCCGCUCGAGAUGAAGGGCCACUCGGCCACGCUCGUUGUGCUCGGCUCGUUCCUCCUCUGGUUCGGAUGGUACGGUUUCAACCCCGGGUCGUUCCUGCGCAUCACCAUCCCGUGGACUGACGUGCUGGGUAACUGGUCGUGGGUGGGUCGCACCGCCGUCACCACUACUCUCUCGGGCUGCAUGGCGGCCGUCAACACGCUCAUCGCCAAGAGACUCCUCGCUGGCUGCUGGCACGUGACGGACGUGUGCAACGGUCUCCUUGGGGGGUUCGCGGCCAUCACGGCGGGGUGCUCCGUGGUGGAGCCCUGGGCCGCCAUCCUCUGCGGCUUUGGCGCCAGCUGGACGCUCAUUCUGCUCAACAUGCUCUCCAUGAAGGUCCAGUUCGACGACCCGCUCGAGGCGACCCAACUUCACUUUGGCUGCGGUGCCUGGGGCCUCUUCUUCGUUGGUCUGCUGGCCAAUAAGGACUACUUGAUGCAAGCCUACGCCAAGCCCGCCACCACCCCGUACGGGCUCUUCUAUGGCGGCGGCGGGAAACUUUUGGCGUGCCAGUGCCUUGAGAUUGUCUGCGUGUUCGCGUGGGUGUCGGUGCUCAUGGGCGCGCUCUUUUUCAUUCUGCACUCGCUCAACCUGCUGCGCGUGCCCCCCGAUGAGGAGAUUGCGGGCAUGGAUCUGACCAAGCACGGGGGUUCCGCGUAUAAUGCCGAGGGGCAGGACGGGCAGGGCGUGCAGCUGUUUGGUCCCCCCGAGACCGGCGCUGCGAAGCCCGCGGAGGUUUAA
Closterium sp. Naga37s-1 is the source of this 1476-nucleotide messenger RNA. NCBI's taxonomy places the organism in Eukaryota, Viridiplantae, Streptophyta, Zygnematophyceae, Desmidiales, Closteriaceae. The record is from the annotation of a GenBank genome assembly.